This is a messenger RNA of Medioppia subpectinata, 1689 nucleotides long. The record is from the annotation of a GenBank genome assembly. Lineage: Eukaryota; Metazoa; Arthropoda; Arachnida; Sarcoptiformes; Oppiidae.
AUGUGUUGUGACGUCACAUAUCUCUACCACUUCUGUCGCGUGAAUUGUACGCCGAAAGCUAUGCCUCGAUAUCUGGGAAUCGAUUUCUUCGACACCAAUCGAUACAAACACUUAAAGCCAUUGAUUCUUAGCGACGAAGAUAUCACCCGAUCUGAUCCGCGAAUACAGACACCACUCGGCGCGCCAACAGUGGCCCAAACUAGUGGUGAAGCAGUGAUUCCUCCGCAGCCAAUGCCGCCACCGAAAAGAGCGGUCACUUUCAGCGAUCGCAUUGAUUUGAUUCCCGAUUUCGGGCCAAACAUUGUGGCCAAUACUCACGCGUCUAAUGAUGACUUUCGCCCGAUUCUGGACACCACUAAUAGACAGUCAAUCCCUGAACCGCGCCAUCAGUUCACUCGACCAUUGAGUUCGGGAUCGACUCAAGAGUUUGGGAACCGAUUGACAAUAGCGUCGACGCAAUCGAAACUCUUUGACAAAUCUUUUGAUAUCGAUUCCGAUUGGUUUCAAAGCCUGAUUCCGAAGCGUUUAUAUGACACACAACGGCGACCGCUGUGGACAUCGACAGCGGAUCCGUUGAAUCAAUUGAAUAACAGUCAACAGAGACUCACAAACAACGAGUCUUUUGUGUCAAUAAAUGAAUCUAAAAGUCAGUCAAGUGUUGGCAAUAAGCCAUUGGAUCAAAGGUCACGAGCUAUACGUUUGAGUGAUUUGUCCCGAGUAUCACAUACGGGACCCGUUGGCCAAACUUCUUGUAACUCUUUGCCAAAUGUUUCAGAAAGCGGUUCCAAUUGUCUUAAGAAUCGAGAUAUGAUUUCAUCGUUGGAUUCAAGAGUUUCCAAACCAUUGAACGAAACGAUAUUAAAGAGAGACUCAAAUAGAUUUCAAAUGAAAGAGUGGUUUAAUCCAAAGAUAUUUGGAUCCAAUUCUGUGCGAAUGGAAACGCAAAGUGUGUCUCGAAAUGAAGAACCGAUUCAAACAAUUAAAGCCGAUUUACAGGCGAAGAAUCAAGUGUUGACUCAACCAAUCGCUCCUCAUUUGGACGCAAAAGAGGAAGAGAUGUCCGAAAACUUUUCGACACUAAUAUCAGGCGUCGGUUCGUAUGAAACCACUCAAUGGCCUCCAUUUCAAGACAACCGACGCCAACAACCGAUGCAUACAAUUAAUGCCGAUUUACAGAUGAAGAGUCAAGUGUCGACUCAACCAAUUGGUGGUCAUUUCAACACAAAGACUAAAACAAUGUCUGAAAACUUAUCGAAACUAAUAUCAGGCGUGGGUUCGUAUGGACUCAAUCGUUGGCCUCAAUCUCAAUACAACCGAAGCCAACAACCGAUGCAUUCAAAUGAAAGAAACUCUUUUCGCAGCGAUUUAUCACUUAUUAUGAAUUCGAGGAAAGAGAAGAAGAGUUACAACACUUACAAACCGUACGAUAGAUAUACCGCUUCUGGACAGCCGUCCGGUGCGGACAUGGAUUUCAUGAGACGCGAGAAAGUCUUCACAAAUAACACGACAGCGUCUGAAGCAAAGAGCGGAUACUUUGCCGGAAGUGAUGGCAAUCGCGAGAAAUGGACUCAAAAUAAAAGUGUGUCCAAUAAUAUGAAGUCUACUCCCAAACCAUUCACUCCUAAAGUAAUGAAUGAAGUGAUGAACAAAUACUACAAAACAUUUGAUCUCAAUCUAAAUGAAGAAUAA